AUGGCCAGAAUCGACGAAAUGCGCGUGUCGGAGCCGCACAAGGAGCUCGCGGUCGCCAACGAAAAGUACGUCAAGAACUGCACCGAGCUUGUGCUGGCGCACCGCGAGAUCGAUGUGCUCGGCAAUUUUGAACCGUUUGUGAGCCUUGAAGUGCUCUGGAUCAACGACAACAAUAUUGAAAAGCUCACGGGUCUCGACACGUGCUUUCGCAUCAAGUACUUGUUUGCGCAAAACAACCGCAUCUCGACGGUCGAUGGGUCGCUUCUGCACUUCACGUUUUUACGCGAGCUUCGACUCUUCAACAACCGUCUCCAGGACCUGCACGCGACGCUCCGAACGCUCUCCAAGCUUUUGCACUUGCACGAUUUGGAUUUGUUUGGCAAUCCGCUGGCCGAAGAGGAAAACUACCGUCUGCACGUGAUUGCAGCAAUCCCGUCGCUCGAGGUGUUUGAUCGCCACGUCAUCACCCCCGACGAGCGCAUCGCCGCCAAGAAGCUGCACCUGCGGCGUCCCGGCCACGCAGCCAAAGCCAGCAACAACCACCAGUUGGCAAAAGAGCCACAGCCGCACGAAUGGUCGGGCACGGUCAAGAUGCUAAUGAAGGAAGUGUCGGCCCAAGAAGAGGCCGAACGAAAGAAGCAAUUUCAAAUGACCGACGCGUCGUUUACGAGUCAAACGAAUGCGAGCAACCGCGCGAUUGCCAUUGCUCAGAACGCAACGGUCAUGGACGAGUGGGAUCUGUGCCAUUUGCGCAAAGCCUUUCGGGCGGCCGACCCCCGCAAACGCGGGUGGAACACGAUUUUUGACAUCAAUAUGCAGCUCGUCUUCAACGAUUAUGUUCUCGACGAAGAAAGCAGCUUUUCGGAACUACUUGCACACAUUACGCGGCCCAUGACCGCCGCCGAGAUUGAUCAAGAAGAUGUCGACCCGCCCACCACGAGCCUUGUGACGUGGGCACUCUUCUCACAGGGAUUUACCCAAGGGUUCGUUGGACCAAACAAAGUGCCGCUGCGUUGGCAACCGCUACCGGCCACUGAUGUGGCUGCGCGCGCCAACGAGUACUUUGAAAAAACGCGCGCCCUCCAAAAACGCAUGCUGUCGAUGGCCGAGCCCAAGCCGGACUUGAUCAAACAAAUGCACGCGCUAUCCCAAAAGGCGUACCACCUGCAAAGCCUUUGUGACCAGCGCAGCUCGGGACGCAGCUCGUUUGCACACAUUGCUGCGGCCGAGGCCAAGUCCCCUGCCCGCGACGCGAUCACGGUGUUUAGCUAUACCAAAGUAUGUCCGUCCAAGGACGAAAAGGGCCAGAACGAUCCGAGCCAGCUCCUCGCCAAGAAAUACGCCAUCAAAGACAAGGAUUUCCAAUCGUACUUGAAAGCCAAAGACGCGCGGCGGCCGAUCAAGGUCACAAAAGACGUGGUGACGUUGUAG
Molecule: messenger RNA, 1431 nt
Organism: Saprolegnia parasitica CBS 223.65
Lineage: Eukaryota; Oomycota; Saprolegniomycetes; Saprolegniales; Saprolegniaceae
Exons: 11
Coding region: 1-1431 (476 amino acids)
Molecular function (GO): protein binding
Source: RefSeq, a predicted model, not a curated record